AUGGUCUGUCCGUCGGAGGACGAAAGGGAGAAGGGGGAAUGGGAACAAGAGGGGGAAUGUAAGGGAGAGGAACCCAUCACCACGCUGAAGAGUAUCCAAACCAAGCUGGGAAUUGAGUUUGAGGGAGCUGAGGUGGUCAAACCCUGGGAGUCUAGUGACAUCCUGUUCCUGCAUGGCAAUCGUAACCGUCAUGUUAAAACAAGAGCCAGACGUGUUUCGGAAGUCGGUGUUGAUGACGUUUAUGCACUGAAAAGGACCUCAGGAAAAUCCAAGAUGGCCGCCAAGAGGAAAGGCGGGCUCAAGCUGAAUGCCAUCUGUGCCAAGCUGAGCCGGCAGGUUGUGUACGACUGCGCGGCCGAACAGGCGGAACCGGAGCAGCAGCUCAAGCAAAGGAACAGCGCGGACAGGCUCGGGCCGCACCCGGGGAGUCAAGAUGGCGAAGGCGACUACCCCGAAGGACCGCGGGACGUGCAGAAGCUGGAGGAGGACAAGAAGAGGCGGGAAGCCAUUGAGAAGUGGGUGAACGGCGAGUACACGGACGAACACGCGGAGCGCGCUGAGGAAAGGAUCUUGAAGGUGGGUGAGAGCACGUAUGGCCUCCCCGAUGGGGUCUACAUGGUGCAGCCCAAAGGCUGCAGCGACGAGGAGGACAUUGCCGAGGGUCACGAGGCAGCUCAGGGCUCGCUCGACGGGAGCUGCAUGGACGACAGAGACUCGGAGGACAUUGGGCCGAAGGAAGAGGGCUACAACUCCUCCAGUGAAGCCAGCCUAAGGCAGGCCAGCAUCGCUUCCUCAGGGGAAAAUUCCACCCUCCACGACUAUGCAGCCACCACCAUGAAUGAGUUCCUGGGCAUGUUCGGUUACGAUGAUCACCAAAACGUCCGAGACGAGAUCGCCAGGAAAAUCAGCUUCGACAAGUUGAAUGCCUCUACCUCAGAACCCGGCCUGCCCUCGGCGCUGGGCGAGGACGCCACAGCCAGGCGCGUCCGCAUCUCCAAAUACGAGUGCAUCCGCAAGCUCAAAGCAGGAGAGGGGCUUCCAUGGCCUCUUCCUAUCUCCAAACCCAACGAACUAGACUCCAGGCUGACGCCGGGCGGCAAGGAGGGGGCUCUGCUAAGCCACAGGCCCCCGGUGCAGGAGCCCAUCGCCCGCCUGGACUCCAAGUUAGCGGCUCUCUCCAUCCCCUCGGGCUCGGCUCCCCAUAUGCAAGGCUUCAUUUCCAGGCCCUCGAAAUAUGACUAUUUCAUCCAGAGGCUAAAGACGGGGGAGAGCAUUCGGCCCCAGAACGGCAGCACUUACAAGAGGCCCUCCAAGUACGACCUGGAGAACGUGAAGUACCUGCACCUCUUCAAGCCGGGCGAGGGCAGCCCUGACAUGGGGGGAGCCAUCGCCUUCAAGACGGGCAAAGUUGGCCGCCCAUCCAAGUACGACAUCAAGAACAUCCAGAAGCUGGCGGUGGUCAAAGCCCCCACCAACAUCGCCGCCGCCCCACUCUCCAGCAGCCCCUGCCCCCCCGCGCCCGGCUCAGAAUCCCCCGCCGCCGUGGGCUUCGGUAACCCCGACUUCCUGAAGGCCAGCUUCUCCAAGACGGACUCCAUCACCACGGGAACCGUGUCCACCGUCAACCGCCUUUCCAAAGGGGAACCUGCAUUGGACGAUUGCAUUGGGAGGCUGCCUACCAGUACUAGUAUACCUGCGGGUAUCCGGAACGGAUUGUCAGCAGAGAAGCCAGGUGCAGAAGAUGUAAAUAUUUACCAGAAGUACAUUGCCAGUAAUCUACCUACUGAUGGUCACCAUCCCAAAUCACCCCAUCUGCUCAGAGAUUGCUGGUUUUCGGGCAGUCAACAGUGUGGACACAUUCACUGCGCCUAUCAGUACAGAGAACAUUACCAUUGUCUGGAUCCAGAGUGUAACUAUCAGAGAUUCACCAGUAAGCAGGACGUGAUCCGCCAUUACAACAUGCACAAGAAGCGAGAUAACUCGCUGCAGCACGGCUUCAUGCGUUUCAGUCCCCUGGAUGACUGCAGCGUGUAUUACCACGGCUGUCACCUGAACGGGAAGAGCACACACUACCACUGCAUGCAGGUUGGUUGCAACAAGGUUUACACCAGUACCUCUGACGUGAUGACUCAUGAAAACUUCCACAAGAAGAACGCACAGCUGAUCAACGACGGCUUUCAGCGAUUCAGGGCAACCGAGGACUGCGGAACGCUUGUCUGUCAGUUCUACGGGCAGAAAACCACGCACUUCCACUGCAGGCGACCCGGCUGCACCUUCACCUUCAAAAACAAGUGCGACAUCGAGAAACACAAGAGCUACCACAUCAAGGAUGACGCCUACGCCAAGGACGGCUUCAAGAAAUUCUACAAGUACGAGGAGUGCAAGUACGAGGGCUGCGUCUACAGCAAAGCCACCAACCAUUUCCACUGCAUCCGAAUGGGCUGCGGCUUCACCUUCACCUCCACCAGCCAGAUGACCUCCCACAAGCGCAAGCACGAACGCAGGCACAUCCGCAACUCCGGCGGUCUGAGCCUGGCCUCCCAGCUGCUUGGCCGCAAAGAGAACGAGGCCGACGACUCCAGCAACGACGACCUGAUCGACUACUCGGCCAUCAGCAGCAAGAACUCCAGUCUGAGCGCCUCACCCACCAGUCAGCAGUCCUCGGCCCCCAUCCUGCUGUCCACCCCCACCACAGCCUCUGUCUCCUCCGGCCAGACCGGGAAGCCCAUGAGCAGCCUAGCGUCCGUUAGUAAGAUCUCCACUCUUCUCUCCCAGUCGCUCCCAAGCUCCAUGCCUGUGGCUCUAGCCCUCUCCAGUGCCGGGUCCUUCUUCCCCAUCAUCUCCGGCAGGGUGCCCCUGGCGCUGCCCGUCACGGCAGCCGGCCUGCUGUCUGCCAUCCCCUCCAACGUCCCUCCAAUGCCAAAGGACCCUUCUUCAAGGACGUGCGGAUCCAAAACCCUGUCUCCGGUGUCCACCUCCAUCAUGGAGAAAAUCACAGCAAGUAAAGGCCUGAUCUCGCCAAUGAUGGCCCGGCUGGCGGCCGCCGCCCUUAAACCAUCCAACACAGUGGAUUUGGGAAACGGACAACCGACACAGCUGAACCAGUUCAGUUUGGUUCAGAUGAAGCAGGAGCCAAGCGAUGGGCUCAAGACGCAUUCCCAGGACCAGAGCCUCAAUCUCAGCUUGAAGGAUCACGGCAAUGAAUCCAAUGGACACGUGGAAUCAGGAAACACCUCCCUCUUAUCCUCAUUUCUCAAUAAGGUCUCCCAUGCCAGCAGUGGGCUCAGCACGUUACUGAACCUGAAGCCAGACCCUGAUGGUGGUGCCUGUGCAGACCUGGACAAGGUUGCCUACAUGAGCAGAGUGAUGACCGUACAGCGACAGGAGAAACCCGUGGAACUCUGGGAAAAGUACCUGCGAAGGUUCACGACUGACGACUACUGCGAGGCCCAGUGCGAUUUCCUCCACAAAACCCAUUUCCACUGCUCGGUGGAGGAAUGUGGGGCCCUGUUCAGCACCUUGGACGGAGCCAUCAAACAUGCCAAUUUCCACUUCAGAGCUGAUGGUGGAGCAGUGAAAGUCAAGUCGGAGCCAUCAUUGUUCUCCUCCUCCGCUCCUAUGGAGAGCCGAGCUCCCACCGCCACCUCCUUCGCUUCCAUCGCCAUGGUCUCCGCUCCGGCCAUGCAGGUCUCCGCGGGGAGUCCAGCCGUCGUCACCUCCGCCCCCACGUUGCUGACCUGGAAACAUCUGGCAGCUUCCAUCCCGCCGAUCCCAUUGUCUACCAUCGUGUCGUCUCCCCUGGCCACCACCUCCCUGGAGAACGCCAAGCCCCAAGUCAAACCAGGUUUCCUCCAGUUUCAAGAGAACGACCCCUGCCUGGCCACGGAUUGUAAGUACGCAAACAAGUUCCACUUCCACUGUCUGUUCGGAAACUGCAAGUACGUGUGCAAGACGUCUGGGAAAGCCGAAUCCCACUGUCUGGACCACAUCAACCCCAACAACAACUUAGUCAAUGUCCGUGACCAGUUUGCCUAUUACUCUCUUCAGUGCCUCUGCCCAAAUCAGCAAUGUGAGUUCCGGAUGAGAGGACAUUACCACUGUUUACGACCAGGCUGCAACUUUGUCACCAACAUCACCACAAAACUCCCCUGGCACAUCAAGAAGCACGAGAAGGCGGAGCGGCGGGCCGCCAACGGAUUCAAGUACUUCACCAAACGUGAGGAGUGCGGGCGGCUGGGCUGUAAAUACAACCAGGUAAACAGCCACUUCCAUUGUAUCCGCGAGGGCUGCCAGUUCUCCUUCCUGCUCAAGCACCAGAUGACGUCACACUCCCGCAAGCACAUGAGGCGAAUGCUAGGCAAAAACUUCGACAAGAUCCCCACCCAGUUCUUUCCCCAGGACUCCAGGAGCGACGACUUGUCCUCCAUGAGCAAUGUGAACGCUGCUACAGGCUCCUCCUCAAUGCUGGUGCCCCCCAACAUGAUGGACACAGAGACAGAUGAAUACAUGGACUACCCAGCAGGCACCAGCCCGGCCGGCAACUCCUCUGAAUCCUCCGCACCGGACCGCAGUUGCACCAGCACUCCAGUUGGCAAUGAGAGUAAUUCAGCCGGCUGCCCGGUCGUUAGUGUGGCUGACGCUCUCCACAAUCUACCACCUCCAUCCUUCCCACAAGCCCUGCUCAGACCUUCCCCUCCUACUUCACUUCCAUACCUUCUCUCUCCAUCCUGUCUCUCAUACUCUCUACUCAACGCCACACUCGGAAGCGCCAGGAAUAUUGUCCUCCCGACCAGUACCAUCAUUGCUGCUCCCAGUCCGAUUAAAAGCGAUGUCCCGAUAGUGCAGGAUGCCGCAGGGAACACAAUCUCUCUCCCGACUGCCUCGGGCGCGAAGAAGAGAUUCUGGAUCAUUGAGGACAUGUCCCCUUUCGGGAAGCGCCGCAAGACGGCCUCGUCCAGGAAGAUGCUGGACGAGGGGAUGAUGUUGGAGGGCUUCAAGCGCUACGACCUCUACGAGGACUGCAAGGACGGGGCCUGCCAGUUCUCACUGAAGGUCACGCACUACCACUGCACCAGGGAGAACUGCGGCUACAAGUUCUGCGGCCGCACGCACAUGUACAAGCACGCCCAGCACCACGACAGGGUGGACAACCUGGUCCUGGACGACUUCAAGCGCUUCAAGUCCUCCCUGAGGUGCAACUUUGCGGAUUGCCAGUUCUCCGGCAACAGCACCCACUUCCACUGCCUGCGCUGCGGGUUCCGCUGCACGGACAGCACCAAGGUGACCGCCCAUCGCAAGCACCACGGCAAGCAGGACCUGAUCAGCGCCGCCGGCUUCUGCCAGUUCAGCUCCAGCGUGGACUGCGAGGUGCCCGACUGCAAGUACAAACUCAAGUGCUCCCACUUCCACUGCACCUACCCCGACUGCAAGCACACGGUGGUGGGCAUGUCCCAGAUGGACUCCCACAAACGCAAGCACGAGAAGCAGGAGAGGGGGGAGGUCUCGUCCGUCUCGCCCAACCCCCGCGAGGGCGGCCCCACCAGCGCCGCCUGCGCCAGCGUCAGCGCCACCAUGGAGUAUGACUCCCAGGGCUCCUCCCUCAACCUGGACGGUUCCUUAAACCUCAGCACCGUCGCCGACGGUUCCUUGUUCUUCCUCAAAAACGCAGCCGGCCUCGGACUCAACGACUCGCUGGACCUGAGCAGGAAGCCCCACGAGGCAGGAGCGGAGCCGGGAGCUACGGCCCAGCAGCAGCGGGAGGAGGAGGAGGAGGAGGAAGAGGAGGAGGAGGACGUCUCCGCCAUCGCCGACAUCGCCGCCCCAGGGUCUGCCAGAGCCGGGGACGAGAACGAGAACGAGGUGACGCAGGAUGAGGAACCGAACGAAGACGAAGACGACGAAGACUCUAACACGAACACGGACUCGGAUAGCAGCCCUGACACCAUGCCCCGAAACACACACGCAAACGGGGACAACCAUACGGCAGGGCUGUAGCUGAGAAUCCGGGGAACUUCCUCCCCAUUUCCCCCUUCUCGCCCUUCCCCCCUCUCCCCUCCUCUCAACCCGUCCUCCUCCUCCUCUUCCUCCCGAAGAUACAGAGACGCUGUCCUCCGAAUAAUCCAGGACGACAAUUUGUCCUCAGCGAAAGGUAGUCGAAUUAUUAACAAUAACUCCGGACG
Callorhinchus milii (elephant shark) is the source of this 6179-nucleotide messenger RNA. RefSeq names its product castor zinc finger 1 (gene casz1). The transcript has 25 exons. Gene Ontology annotation, biological process: positive regulation of transcription by RNA polymerase II; regulation of neuron differentiation. Lineage: Eukaryota; Metazoa; Chordata; Chondrichthyes; Chimaeriformes; Callorhinchidae. The record is from RefSeq and is a predicted model, not a curated record. Bases 1 to 5994 code for a protein of 1997 amino acids. Gene Ontology annotation, molecular function: RNA polymerase II transcription regulatory region sequence-specific DNA binding; DNA-binding transcription factor activity, RNA polymerase II-specific. Gene Ontology annotation, cellular component: nucleus.